Phytophthora sojae is the source of this 351-nucleotide messenger RNA. RefSeq lists its product as hypothetical. Bases 1 to 351 code for a protein of 116 amino acids. The record is from RefSeq and is a predicted model, not a curated record. The transcript has 2 exons. NCBI's taxonomy places the organism in Eukaryota, Oomycota, Peronosporomycetes, Peronosporales, Peronosporaceae.
AUGGCGGAUUCCGACUCGGACGGCGAGUUCGAACGGUUUCUGCAGGAAGACGAAGACUCGCUGUCUCCCGAGCCGGCGCGGCGCAGACCGAAGCCUGGUGGGGCGUAUUCGUCUUCAUCGGCGUCUGCAGUGACGGCGGCUGCUGCGGCGUUGCUGGCGUCGUCGAAGCUGGCGAAAAAUCACAAGAGCAAGAGCAAAAGUAAAAGCAAAACCUCCGAUAAGAAGAAAAGCACCAAGAAAUCUUCGAGGACCCAGCUAUCGGACUCGGAAGACGCGCCGCCUAGUUACUACGAUGACUACUCGACUGGACGAAGUGGUGGACUGGAGGACUCAGAGUAUGUGGCUGUCUGA